AUGUGCUACGGAUUACAAAAUGCUGAUUGGAAUGAGUUUGAGGGCGUGGUAUCGUUAGAACCCCAAGAUAUUUGGUCUGAUGAUAAUCCAACAGAUAACCCUCCAAUCAAUGCGGUUCAGUUCGCGGCACAACCUCAAGGAUUGAAAGUGACACCUCUACCCCUUGCUGGUUCAGACCAUGAGCUUUCCUUCAACGUCUCUUGGGAUCCACCUUCAAGCCCUACAGUGCAAGCUUAUUCUCUGGAGGUCCACAGCGCCUCAAAUACAUUAGACUGCCGCUUACUGAACUUCUGCUAUGAGUCCAACAUUCCAGGGGAUUCACUCUGGAGCGUAAUCCCAUCAUACCCCAGCCCCGACGCUGACGGCUGUGCGGUCAAGCCCGGCUGCGCCUACUUGGUCAAGCUCAUCGCAAGCCCCUGGGAUGGACACACUUACGCUGAUCUCCAUGUCGAACUCGACGAAUGCGUAGGAGGCGUAUGCUCUUGUGCGCACGCGCCCCGCCUCCCCGCGCCCGUGGUGUCCGCAAGCACCAUCUCAAUACAAGGCAAACUGUUCGUGAACGUCAGCUGGUCACUGCCCGUACCUAUGGAACCGCUCCGUUUGCCUCCGAGAUUGAGGAAAGAAUACUAUUUUAUAAGUGUAGGCAAAGAAAUCGUUAAGCAAAGUGCACACCGCGGCCCGGCGUGGUACCCGCACAUCGUCACUCGCCGAUUUGAUGCCAUUGGCUUCGUUGUCGUCCCUGAGAAAUUACAAUGGCGGCUGUUGCCAAUAACCGAGCGGGGCGGAGAACGGAGCGGCGAGCGGUUCGGCGGGCGGAGCGGUGACGGACCCAUGCGAAGCAUUGUACUAGAUGUCAAGUUAGAAGCUCGUGUCAGCCUGGUGGAUGAACGAGGAUGCGCCGGACCUGCGGGAAACGCUACCGCUUAUGAUCCUACAGAGCCAAGAACCCCUGUACCUGUACCCGGUUUCCAAUUCCAAGCUCUAUGGGCAGCAUUUGGCGGUACCUGCGUGUUAGCAAUGGUCGCCAUCCUAGCCUUCAGCGCGCGAGCGGUAAAGCGAGUGCUGAAGGAAUUCCGCCCAGAACCCGUGCCCGCUGCGCUUCAGCCACUAAGACCGCGCCCCAAUUGGUUCCCGUUCGACGGGAAUGGCGAACUUUCAUCCCGGGGUCAAGUGGAGGAAAGAAGUCCGCUUUAUGAACAUAAGGAAUUCAAGAUGGAGAGCUUGGAGGGUGACGAAUGGGAAGUCAGUCCAUCCCGGGUGCACCUGGGUCCGCUGAUCGGCAGCGGCGCAUUUGGGAGAGUGCACGCAGCUCAACUAGACCUUCCUGGUGGUGAAACUACCACUGUUGCUGCUAAAAUGUUAUCUGAUGACGCAAGCAAUGAAGAGAUGCAAGAUUUCAUGCGCGAGAUCGCCAUGUUGAAGCACGUGGGUUCGCACACCCACGUCAUUAGGUUGAUAGCAUGCUGCACUCGAAGACCCCCACUACUGGCUCUGCUGGAACACGCGCCAAGAGGGGAUCUGCUGUCCCUGCUAAGAACGGCGAGGGGGAAAAGAAACCAGGACAUACAACGAACGCAGGCGGCGCUGUCCGAUCCAGGUGGCGAUGGACGACCUUCGGAGGCUGAUACUGAAUACACGAACCUGAGCGAUUCAGAUCCGGAACAAAUGCUCUCGUGUGGCAGCUGCGAGAACAAGAUGUAUAUGAACGCUGAACCAAGAUCCAAGGACCACUAUGUGGCUGAACCGGCUUUGCAGCUGGACAGUGCCACGAUGAGAGAGUACGCCUUGCAAGUGGCUUUGGGCAUGCGGCAUCUGGAAGAACGAGGAAUCACACAUAGGGAUCUAGCAGCCCGAAAUAUACUAGUCGACGGGGCUGGACUGCUAAAGGUGGCAGACUUUGGUCUGUCCAGAUCAGGGAUAUACGUCAUCCAUACCAGGUCCAGACCUGUGCCCCUGCGGUGGCUGGCCCCAGAAGCCAUAUUCAGUGCAAAGUAUUGCAGUGCAAGUGAUGUCUGGGCCUUUGCAGUACUCUUGUGGGAGAUUGCAACUUUAGGUGGCUUCCCCUACGCCGACCUGAGCAACCAAGAUAUUCCGCAAUACCUCACAACCGGAGGCAGACUCCCCAAGCCGGCUCGAGCGUCGCCACGCCUCUACCAACUCAUGACAGAAUGCUGGUCGGACAACGCCAAAGAUCGGCCAACGUUUGCCCAAAUAGUUGACAAACUCACAAUCCAAAGACAGCUAUACGUGGACCUCGAUUCCGUAUUCCCUCCAAUAGAAGAUAGUUUUUCAAGUGAUUACAAUUUCAACGACCACAUAGAUAGGUGACCGAUAUCCUAAAGACUGAGUAGUUUUAUUGUUACUAGAAUUCCCAAUGUUUUUACGUAUUAAAUGCACUUAAAUGGU
Molecule: messenger RNA, 2406 nt
Organism: Pararge aegeria (speckled wood butterfly)
Lineage: Eukaryota; Metazoa; Arthropoda; Insecta; Lepidoptera; Nymphalidae
Product: fibroblast growth factor receptor 3-like
Exons: 14
Coding region: 1-2328 (775 amino acids)
Biological process (GO): cell surface receptor protein tyrosine kinase signaling pathway; protein phosphorylation; multicellular organism development
Cellular component (GO): signaling receptor complex
Molecular function (GO): transmembrane receptor protein tyrosine kinase activity; ATP binding
Source: RefSeq, a predicted model, not a curated record